Messenger RNA from Molossus molossus (Pallas's mastiff bat), 2882 nucleotides. RefSeq names its product beta-1,4-galactosyltransferase 7 (gene B4GALT7). The record is from RefSeq and is a predicted model, not a curated record. Bases 1010 to 2164 code for a protein of 384 amino acids. Gene Ontology annotation, biological process: carbohydrate metabolic process; proteoglycan biosynthetic process. Gene Ontology annotation, molecular function: xylosylprotein 4-beta-galactosyltransferase activity. The transcript is spliced from 6 exons. NCBI's taxonomy places the organism in Eukaryota, Metazoa, Chordata, Mammalia, Chiroptera, Molossidae.
CUUUGUGGGGCUCUCUGAGGAUCUGUGGUUCUCCUGUGGGUCACUGGCUCUCUAUUUGUGUGUCUGUCUCUCCCAGUCUACGUCAGUCUCCGUCACCCGUGGGUCUGUAUUUCUCCGUUGACUUCCCUUUGUGAGUUUUUGUUUCUCUCUUUGCAAGUCGUUUUCUCUUGAGGGUUUUUCUGUGUUUUUCCACCGGCCUCUAUCUUCGUGCUGAUCUCUCAGUAGAUCUCUUUCUGUCUGUGGAGUCAGCCCUGGGCAGGAAUUCUCUUUUAAUAGCCAUGUGACCAGAAACAGAUCACUUAAUCUUUCUGACCUCAGCUUUUCCAUCCUCGAAAUCGGGAUCACAAUAAAUACUUUGCAGGGCUGUAUGAGGGUUAAAGGAGACAAACAUGUAAAAUCCAUGACACUGUGCCUGGCACAGAGGAGGUAUCUUCCAGUUACCUUUGUCGUUUGGAGGUGCUAUAAUCAGAGCAUUUUAGUAUUCAAACCUUGUAUCACUAAAAUUUGUAAGAGAAGAAAGGAAAGGUAAUGGAGGAAAUUUUCCAUUUCCUGAUCCCAUCCCGUAAACCUUUGGAAAACAACUGUGUUCCCAGAAACAGUUACUGAUACCUAUUUUUGCUUUUGACACAGGGGUACAAAAAUCCAUGCAACAGAUGCAGGCUAAUGUAGCAAUUAAGAAUGCUGGCUGUGGAGCCAGCUCACUUGGGUUUGAAUCUUCUCUUUUCUAGCCUUGGUCACAGAUUGAGGGAGACAACACCCUCCUAGUCUGCCCCUCAGAGCAGGGUGGCUUGGGCAUGGGAGCAGAUGGGACUGCAGAUCUGGAAUUUGCCACCAGGUGGCAUCAACAGCAACUGUUCUCAGUAUCGUCCACCAGCCUGAUGAAAAGGGAUUCUGCCCUGAAUUAAGUUCAGUGGUUUGGACCUUUAACAGCCCUGGAUGAGAGUACCCAUGGGGAUGUGAUCCUGAUGAGAAGGGAAAGUUAGACAGAAGAAACAGCAUGUGAGAGUGCAUGGAAUGCCCAAUUCAUGCCAUACCCCUGGGUAAUGAUCACUGCUUCUUCCUCCAAAGGUGGGUUAGUUCCCCAUGUCCGUCUUCCUGGUCUCAACCCUACCCCCAGAAAGAACUCAGAGGGAGAUUCUGUAGAGGCUCCAGCCUUCCCAGGCCACUGGCAGGAUUGGGUUCUGCUCCUCCCCAUCGGAAACCCCCAGCACAGGACAGUGGCGGGGGGUGGUCCAGGCUGCUCCCCAGCAGCCUCCCCCGGAAAUGCUCCGUCUUCCACCUCUUCGUUGCCUGUCUCUUACUGGGCUUCCUCUCCCUGCUCUGGCUGCAGCUCAGCUGCUCUGGUGACGUGGCCUGGGAAACCAGGGGACAAGGGCAGGAGACCCCAGGUCCACCCCGGGCCUGCCCCCCAGAGCCUCCCCCUGAGCACUGGGAAGAAGAUCCAUCGUGGGGCCCACACCGCCUGGCAGUGCUGGUGCCCUUCCGCGAACGCUUUGAGGAGCUCCUGGUCUUUGUGCCUCAUAUGCAUCGCUUCCUGAUCAGGAAGAAGAUCCUACACCACAUCUACGUUCUCAACCAGGUGGAUCAUUUCAGGUUCAACCGGGCAGCACUCAUCAAUGUGGGCUUCCUGGAGAGCAACAACAGCACAGACUAUAUCGCCAUGCAUGAUGUGGACCUGCUCCCUCUCAACGAGGAGCUGGACUACAGCUUCCCUGAGGCAGGGCCCUUCCAUGUGGCCUCCCCAGAGCUCCACCCGCUCUACCACUACAAGACCUAUGUCGGCGGCAUCCUCCUGCUCUCCAAGCAGCACUACCAGCUGUGCAACGGGAUGUCCAACCGCUUCUGGGGCUGGGGCCGUGAGGACGAUGAGUUCUACCGGCGCAUCAAAGGAGCUGGGCUCCAGCUAUUUCGCCCCUUGGGAAUCACAACUGGAUACAAGACAUUUCGCCAUCUGCAUGACCCAGCCUGGCGGAAAAGGGACCAGAAGCGCAUUGCAGCUCAAAAACAGGAGCAAUUCAAGGUGGACCGGGAGGGAGGCCUGAACACUGUGAAGUACCGUGUGGAUACUCGUACAGCCCUGUCUGUGGGUGGGGCCCCGUGCACUGUUCUUAACAUCAUGUUGGACUGUGACAAGGCUGCUACCCCCUGGUGCACAUUUGGCUGAGUUGACUGGACAGUAAAAAGACCUGUACCUGCAGGCCUCACUGCUACUCAGAUCCUGGAAAAAACCUCAGGCCCUGGGUCCAGCUCCAAUAGGAUGUGGAGUAGCCUGAAGCAGCUGACAGCAGGCCUGAGCCAGGACAGGACACUCAGGGUGCCUGGGUUGCUGCUGGCAAUAAACAGUGAUGGAGAAAGGCUGAGAUGUGGCUCCCAGCUGGGACUCUCCGCCCUGCCUCUGCUUGCCCUGCCCUCCUUUGCAUGCUGAGACCUGCGGGUUUUGGUUUCAGGACUGCCUCAUGCAGAGAUAUGGUUUAGAGGCCAGGCCGGUGACAUGAGUGGCUGGGGCUGUUGGGAGGGUUAAAGUGCAGAAAUGAGUGUGAGCCCCACAGAAAGGGAACAGCUGAGAGCAGCUCUAGCUGGUUGUCACCAUUUAGGAAUGUGGGCCUGUGUUACUGGAUAUUCUGAUUUUUCAAAAGAAACUACAAUUUUGGAUUCUUAAAUGAAAUCGGUUAAUUAUUAAAUGAUAGCAACUAAUUGAAACUUUUAAAAAGUAUGGCAUUCUGGCUGGGUUGGCUUAGUGGUUCGAGUGUCGGCCUGUGGACUGAAGGGUCUCAGUUCAGUUCCCAGUGAAGGGCACAUAAUCUGGAUUGCAGCUUUGAUUCCUGACCCAGUCAGGGUGCACGUGGGAGGCAACCAAUUGAUUUGGCUCUCUCACAUCAAUG